Gadus macrocephalus (Pacific cod) is the source of this 2791-nucleotide messenger RNA. RefSeq names its product low-density lipoprotein receptor class A domain-containing protein 4-like. Gene Ontology annotation, biological process: negative regulation of transforming growth factor beta receptor signaling pathway. The record is from RefSeq and is a predicted model, not a curated record. Gene Ontology annotation, molecular function: R-SMAD binding. Lineage: Eukaryota; Metazoa; Chordata; Actinopteri; Gadiformes; Gadidae. Gene Ontology annotation, cellular component: early endosome membrane; Golgi membrane.
AUGUUAUGACCUUCAAUCUAACUCUUACAAACCACGUAUUGGAUUGUUACGAUUAAUUAUGCUCCUGUGAACGCACCACAGCAUUUUCCAUUCGUUUUUAUUGCUUUGUGUAGUAACCAGAAACUGGUGAUUUCCAAAUGUAUGAUUGUGGUAGGGUUUUGCUUAUUGAUUAUUCAGCCACACUUGGUGUAUGUAUCCCUAAACAGUUUUGGUGUGAUAGCCCAAGGUGCAAUAAUGUUUUAUUUUGUUACACUAUAUUGAAAAGCCAUGAUCCGAUUUGUUUUUAUUAACGUUAAAGUUAUUUAUAAUCACACAUUUUACAGCGCAUAAACGAAUGAUAAAAAGCGCAUUUAAAAUAAAAAUAUGCGUCCCCUCUACAAUAACUGUUUCAAUAACUUUUUACAGUAAUAUGUGCAUUAGAUAAAAUAUAUGGUGCAUGGGUUGUAACUUCAUCAAUAACAUGUAAAACCUUACAGAGAAUCUUCUGAAGAUGUCGCUAAAGCUUUGUGAACGGCGACGUGAGAGCAGGCAGGAGAAUGUACAGUAUGAGUGUUUGUGGUGGGGUUUAAGGGUUUCACAUUGUGCUGCCUAGACUGGAAACCACUGUACUGCAUUUGGACUUGACGUCUAACAACAACACAACGGCACAGACUAGAAGCAGACACAGUGACAACGCUAAUGAGUGGUUGUGCGCAUACUGGGGCCGUGGCGACAUCAGAGAGCCUGCCAUCAAGCUGAGCCAGCGGAGCCGCAACCUAGAGACACAGGACACAGACAAAAAGGAAGGCAAGCCGUUACCGAGAAAACACGAUUACAGCGGAAAAACAAGACAGAUGCAGACAUGUGUCCACUUUGAGGAAACCAACCUGACAGACAAGACGUUGGACUCCCGCAAGACUCCCCACACAGAACCCUAUUCACUCCGACAGGAAGUAGAAACUCUGUGAAAUCCACCACAGGAAGUUAGCGCGAGGGCUGAAGGAAGACAUCGGAGAGGACGGACAGGCGAACAGACGCACAUUCAAGAGAUGGUCACUGGGUCCCGGCCAUGGCUGUAGCCCCGUGGCUCGGAGGAUAGCGAGCGUGUACACCCUCCCCCCAUACCCCCGCCCUCCUCCCCCUUCCAGCCACCACCACCACCAUUAACUCCUAUGACUACAACCAACCCUCACUGAAACCUCCUGGACCUCCAGUCCCCCUGCCCCAUACACCCAACAUCUAGCCCAGACGCCAGCACCCAGAGGACUCCUCCCUCACUAGACCCAAACUCUGAAAUCAUCUGACCUCCAUCUCACUCACAUUCUCCCUCUCCUAUUGCCUUCACCUGCACCGGCAGACUGAGGUCAUCACAAAUACCAGCAAAAUAAGAGUCUUGUUAUGUUCGCGGGAAACUUGAGCGACCUGUUUGCAGGAUAGUAAAGCCACCUGUUCACGGGAAAGAGUCUUGCCUGCGGUACAGUAAAUUGUCUUGUUCGCAGGACAGUAAAGCGUCUUCUUCACUGGACAAUAAAGUGUCUUGUUCACAGGACAGUAAAUCGUCUUGCCUGCGGGACAGUAAAGUGUCUUGUUCACUGGACAGUUAAGCGUCUUGUUCACUGGACAGUAAAGUGUCUUGUUCACAGGACAGUAAAGCGCCUUGUUCACAGGACAGUAAUCAAGCCAGUAAACCGGCCAGCCACUGUGCAAGGUGACGGCCUGCCCAUUCUCACGUAUGGCCUGUUGACGAAGGAAGAUGGCAGUCGAACAUUUGCACGUUCCCGUUUUCGGCUCCUCCUCCUCCUCCUCCUCCUCCUCCUCCUCCUCCUGCUCCUGCUCGCCACGCCCAGCGACCUCGCCUCGCACCGGUUGAGAUCGGACGGUCGGACGGUCGGACGGUCGCCUGGCAUCCCUUCGUGGCUCGGGCAGCGGUGAGCGCAACGCUGGGAGGAGCAGCAUGCAGGAAACAGACUCGCCGGCCUCCAACGCCUUCAAAGAGUGCAAGUUCCAAUGCAGCAAUGGUAACUGUCUGCGCCUGGGCUCGCUGAUCUGCAACCAGCUCAACAACUGCGGAGACAACAGCGAUGAGGAGAACUGCCCGGUGGUCACCCAGCACCCCCCACCGGGCAUCUUCAGCUGUGAGUACCCCACCUACCCGUACCUGCAGCACCAGAUCGACCUGCCGCCCACCAUCUCGCUGUCGGACGGCGAGGAGCCGCCGCCGUACCAGGGGCCCUGCACGCUGCAGCUGCGCGACCCCCAGCUGCGCGACCCCGAGCAGCAGAUGGAGCUGAACCGCGAGUCUGUGCGGGCGCCGCCCAACCGCACCAUCUACGACAGUGACUUGAUCGACAUCGGGGGGGUGGGCGUGGCGGCGGCGGGUGGCGGCGGCGGCGGCGGCGGGGGGCCCGCGGCCGCCCAGCGCAACUCCGGCAUCAGCGCGGUGAACUCGUGCAGCCGCGGCCGCAUGGAGGGCCCGCCCCCCUACAGCGAGGUGGCGGGCCACUACCCCGGCACGGCGUUCUUUCUACACCAGCACAGCAAUAAGCAGAGGGCGGGCGGGGGGCCCGGCGGGGGGCCCGGGGCCAGCGCCAUCCAGCCGCAGAGCCGCAGCCGAACGGAAAGCACAACAGCACCUGCCAAGGCGAAGGACGGCCCCCCGGACGGCAUGGUGUAGGGACUACCAGGGUCGGGGGGGGGGGGGGGGCCGAGCUUUGGGGUCUGGGGGGAGGCACCUUCACCCCCCCCACCUUAAGCGGCUUGUCUCUCCCUCUCUUCCGACUUCCCCCUGUCUUUACAACCCCGACCGCCCCCC